ACUCGAACUCGUCUCGCUGGCUGACUCAAAACUUCGGCAUCUGGCGAGCGAGCGGCGACUUGGCCAACUUGGCGAACUUAGGGGCUGCUCUGGGCCAGGCCGGUAUAAAUGCGCCAAGGGAGAACAUUUGGGCAUCAUUCGAUUUCUGAUUUUGCAACGAAGACGUCGCAUCGGCCGAGCCAAAAGUUCCCGUGGCAAAUAAAUAAAUAUCGUGUGCGGCUCGUCUGCGAAACCGGUAAUAAUUCGAUUCGCUGUCUUUUCUCUGUCGCGUUGCGAGGAAAACUCGGAAAAACCGCGCUUGCUCAGCUUUAAGCGAAAAUGCGCUGCUUCCUGCCUCUGGUGGCCCUGCUCCUGGCAGCAGGUGUCCACGCGGACGUCUCCCACCUGGACACGGAUCUCCAGGAGGAUGGCUACCACUACAAGCAGCCCUCGGUGCCCUUCCCGCCCCCGGGAUCGGGUAACGGCAUUGAGGACUCGGGCUUAGGCCCAGGACCUGCUCCCUCGGCUCCGGCUCCCUCGUACGGACCUCCGCAGACGCAGCCACCUCGUCCUCCGCCGCAGCCGACUCCCUCGGCUCCUGCUCCUCCUCCUGCUCCCCGUCCUUCCUACGGACCCCCGCAGACGCAGCCACCGCGGCCACCACCACAGCCCACACCCUCGGCUCCAGCUCCAUCUCCAUCCUAUGGACCACCGCAGACGCAGCCACCACGUCCUCCACCAGCGCCGACUCCUUCGGCCCCAGCUCCCGCUCCUUCUUAUGGACCUCCCCAAACGCCGCCACCUCGUCCUCCGCCGCAGCCAACUCCCUCGGCUCCUGCCCCGUCCUACGGACCACCGCAACCUCAGCCGCCGGCACCACAGCCUCCAGCGCCGCAACCGGGACCGGAGUACCUGCCUCCCGAUCAACCCAAGCCGAGACCCACUCCCUCGCGUCCCCAGCCGCCGCCACCACCACCACCGCCAUCCAGGCCGCAACCCACGCCCGGAUACGGUCCCCCACCACCACCUCCUCCGCCAAGGCCGCAGCCCACUCCCGGAUACGGACCACCCCCGCCGCCAGGACCUGCUCCGCCGGCACCACCGCCACCAAGGCCCCAGCCAACCCGCCCACAGCCACCGCCUCCUCCGCCGCCACGCCCACAGCCAGGAGCUGAGUACCUGCCGCCUCCGGGAGAGAACGAGGUGACGCCUCCUCAGCCGCAGCCAACAGCUCCGGCGCCAGAGUACGGACCUCCACCGCCGGCACCGCCACCGGGACCCACCUACCAGCCACGCCCACCAGCGCCACCUGCUCCUCCGGCACCCACCUACCAGCCACGCCCGCCUGCACCUGCACCACCAGCUCCUGCUCCAGGACCCACCUAUCAGCCACGCCCACCAAGUCCUCCUGCACCACCAGCACCCACUUACCAGCCACGCCCACCUGCACCACCAGCACCUGCUCCAGGACCCACCUACCAGCCCCGUCCACCAGCACCAGCACCACCAGCUCCUGCCCCAGGACCCACCUACCAGCCCCGUCCACCAGCACCACCUGCACCCACCCAGGAGUACGGACCACCACCCACCAGCGGUGGCGAAGAAGCGGGAUCCCUGGGACCCGAUGGCUACAACUACAACAAGCCUGCCAAGCCCUUUACCUUCUAGAGAAGUGAACCACUUAGAACCACUCAAGUCCUUUGAACCACCAGCAUUGGACCCACAGCCCCUGCCACUCAAAUAUUUUUCCAAAUAAAAACAAAUCUCAAAAGCCAAAGUCAAA
Molecule: messenger RNA, 1762 nt
Organism: Drosophila ficusphila
Lineage: Eukaryota; Metazoa; Arthropoda; Insecta; Diptera; Drosophilidae
Product: basic proline-rich protein
Exons: 2
Coding region: 319-1647 (442 amino acids)
Source: RefSeq, a predicted model, not a curated record